AUGAACCCCGAGAAUCGUUACCCAGUGACCGCCUCAAUGUUCAUGUUGCGGGAGAUAAAGCAUCGACAGGAGCAAGUCCAGCGCGGCUACCAGCUGCUCAGACGCAAGGCUGAGGCGUUGAGGCUGCGCGGGAGACAGGCUACAGCAGAACUGACGUCUACGCAGGCCAUAUUGAGCCACACACUGAGGGAGGCAUAUAUAUCCCUGGCCGCUGUGAAGUUCACCAACGGCGAGUCUAACGCAUUAGUUCUAGAGAAUAUAGGCGAGGCGCAAGUAAGGGUUCAACGUGUCCCAGAAAAUAUAUCUGGUGUAGCGACAAUGUCUCUUCUACCUCUCGAAGACGUAACGGCGAGUGAUACUCUGCGCUACGCCGGUCUUGGCGCUGGCGGCCAUCGCACCAGUGAGGCAAAGAAAGCAUUCCGUGAGGCAGUACACAUACUGAUCAAGUUUGCAUCCUUGAGGAACACCUGUAUAUUACUUGAUGACGCUAUACGGUCUACUCUCAGAAAAGUUAACGGCAUUGAAAAGAUUAUCAUGCCAAAACUACGUAACACUGAACAUUACAUUUUAAUGGAAAUGGGUGAAAGGGAGAGAGAAGAAUUCCAUCGAUUGAAAAUGUUGAAAGCCAAGAAGACGCGAUCAAAAACUUCCUCUACGCGACCUUCCCGUCACGGAGAGGAUAUUGAUGAAAGUAGUGAUAAGUCUAGGUCCAGCUCUCCUCCGUCGUCACGCAUCCGAUCUCUGGAAUGCCUUACCAACGUCAUGUAUCCUUGCUCAAUAGCAUUUUCUUCUACUACUGACUCCAUUGGGGACUAUCAACCAAUCUGCUACCCCCACAAUUGGGAUGAUGAUGACUUGCUCUUCUAA
Messenger RNA from Chilo suppressalis (striped riceborer), 867 nucleotides. The record is from the annotation of a GenBank genome assembly. Lineage: Eukaryota; Metazoa; Arthropoda; Insecta; Lepidoptera; Crambidae.